Messenger RNA from Colletotrichum godetiae, 774 nucleotides. RefSeq lists its product as uncharacterized. Lineage: Eukaryota; Fungi; Ascomycota; Sordariomycetes; Glomerellales; Glomerellaceae. Bases 1 to 774 code for a protein of 257 amino acids. The transcript has 5 exons. The record is from RefSeq and is a predicted model, not a curated record.
AUGUUGUCUUUUAAUCGUAUUGCUAUCUACGGUCAUCGAGGCUGGGCCAGCUCAAAGAUAACCGAAGCCUUGAUCGCAUCAGGGGCACCGAUUCGAAUUAUUUACUGUCCAGGAUCCGAUAUCUCGAGCCUGCCGUCUUCCAUCACUAGCGUCGAGGUGGAUGUUGAGGACGAGAAAGCACUGGUUAACGCCCUACAUGACAUUGACAUCGUGACCUCUCUCGUCGGACACGAAGGGGUUAAGCGACAGCAUGCCUUCGUCAAGACCAUACCAAAGACGGACGUCAAGCUUUUCUCACCAUCGGAGCUUGCGGGUAGAUACUACGAGCAAGGCUUGAAGAUUGGCGUCAACAAGGCUAAACGCCAAGUUGAGGAAGCCUCUAUCGCUGCUGGCAUUCCAACUAUGCUAGUCUUGCUUGGGAACUUCGCCGAGUUUGCACUGAAUACUCCUGGCAUGGAUGUAGACUUGCCUGGUAAUAGAAUUGUGUACUCGGGGAACAGUGCCGAGGAGAUUGUGGACUUAAGGGCGAUCUCGAUCUCCGAGUUGAAGGCCACUGGUAAUGAUUUUGCUACUGCGCCGAAACAGAAACAUGGCACUCCUCCUCAAGCCUCCGUUUUGAGCCUCGACAAAGUCAACACCGAAAUUUGGGGCACCGGUGAGCAAGCCAAGAUGGUCGGGGCCGAUAUCUGGGAUGUUGAAGGCUACAAAAAGGCCACUCUUGAAGUCUUAGUCGUUCGUGGAAAGCUUGAAGCUUAUCGCCAACUCCCACCAUAG